Oreochromis aureus is the source of this 2710-nucleotide messenger RNA. RefSeq names its product interferon regulatory factor 3 (gene irf3). The coding region runs from base 256 to 1656 and encodes 466 amino acids. Lineage: Eukaryota; Metazoa; Chordata; Actinopteri; Cichliformes; Cichlidae. Gene Ontology annotation, biological process: immune system process; regulation of transcription by RNA polymerase II. The transcript is spliced from 11 exons. The record is from RefSeq and is a predicted model, not a curated record. Gene Ontology annotation, cellular component: nucleus. Gene Ontology annotation, molecular function: protein binding; RNA polymerase II cis-regulatory region sequence-specific DNA binding; DNA-binding transcription factor activity, RNA polymerase II-specific.
CUGGAAAACGAAACCGUGAACUCGGAGUUUCCCGAGAAAGCCUUGUUAGCCGGAAAGCAGCCGCACUCAGGGCAGUGUGUAAAGGAUCUGCAGCGGGGACGGUAUGUGACAGUUUGGAGCACAGCUUGAAGCGACGCGACACACAGCUACCGUACAGCCGUCACUGUACUGAUUUCUGCACCCAGGAAACGCUCUGACUUUAACGCUCUGAAGUCAACGCUCACCUGCACCGACUGAAACGUCAUCACUGAAGAAAUGGCUCAUUCGAAACCGCUGCUCAUCCCGUGGCUGCGGGAACAAAUUAACAGCAACAAAUAUCCUGGUGUCCAGUGGACAAACCCAGAGCAAACAAAGUUCUGCAUCCCGUGGAAACACGCUUUGAGACAGGACUCCUCUGACACUGACAUUCUCAUCUUUAAGGCCUGGGCGGAGGUGAGCGGCAGUGGCCGGGCUAAUGGAGACCCCUCAGUCUGGAAGAGGAACUUCCGCAGCGCCCUACGAGCUAAAGGCUUCAAAAUGCUGGAUGACAAGAAGAAUGACGCUGCUAACCCCCAUAAAGUCUUUCAGUGGCCGGACGAGUCAGCGUCAAAAGCUAACUCGUGUGCUGGAUCCCAGGAACAAGAUGGGGCUGAUUUGCUUGCAGGUCUGGGCAUUUCCAUUCAAGAGUCCCAGGGCGUCCACUAUUUAGAAGGAUGUCUCCUCCUUCCAGAAGACGCUGUGUUUUCGGAAUCUGCUGCCAGCCCGGAUAUUCUCCAGGAGUGUCUCAGAGGAAUGAACAUCGGCCCUGAAGCAGAGGGCACCGCAGGCUUUGAGCCUCCUCCCGAGCAACAACAGCUGCAGAAUCAGGUUGCGAUUGGUGGACACCCGUUGCCUGGGCAACAGCAGUAUCCAGUAAUGUAUGAGGGUGCAGUUACUGAAGCUGGGUUGCCUGAGCAACCAGCACAUCCAAUUGGGGGAGCUGAGGGAGGGGCCUAUGAUGAGCAGUUGGCGGCACAGUUCCUACAGACAAUGCAAAAGACCAGAGAUGGAGAUAAUUUCAGGACGCAAUUCAAGAUAUCUGUGUACUACAGAGGGGUGAAGGUUUUGGAGCAGAUGGUUGAGAAUGAGGCUGGAGUGCGCUUGGUCUACAGGACUGAUCUCAAUGGGACAGUUUUGGAUCAUGAUUCAGGCCUCACUAUAGUCUCCCUGCCAAGUCCCGUAGCCAUGGUGGAUCAAAAUCAAGCCAGCCUCACCCAGCGGAUUCUGGACAUGCUGGGUGAUGGCUUGGAAGUUGGCGUGUCGGGCCAAGUGGUCUACAGCCAGCGACGGGGGGAAAGCAAAGCUUUCUGGAGCUUCUGCAAAUUUGACCAGAGCAGACAGCCCCAAGAGAUUUCUAAACUGUAUCCUCAGCCUCUUUACAAGUUCACGGACUUUGUGCGAGGAAUAUUGGGCUUCAUUGAGGGGAACGCUAAAGAGUGCGCUCCCUGCUCCUUGUUCUUCUGUAUUGGGGAAAAGUGGCCUGACCCACAAUGCAGGCCUUGGGAGAAAAAACUCAUCACAGUGGAGGUGUGCCUGUCUUCGAUGGAGUUACUCAAGAACAUGGCUGUUGAAAACGGCGCCUCCUCCCUGAAGUCUGUGGAGCUGCAGAUGUCCCUGGAGGAGAUGAUGGAGUACUGAAUAUUUGGAAGCGGUGGCUGUUUUACUAAUUUGAGAUUUUUAAUCUUGGCGUCUUAAAACAUCUCAGUUAUGUUUGUGAAUAAUGUUUAAUAAUGACACUGGUGCUGUGUUGGCUUGUACUUCACCCGGGAUCAAAUGGUCUAACUUAUACUGUAUGGAGAAUAAGAGUGCACUGAUUUCUAUCUUAGGAUUUUAAAACAAGUCACAGGGACAUGAUCAGGGUGACAAGAGACAUGACUUUCACUCAUUUAACAUUUUGUGCCCUCCUCCUCUUUUUAAGCUUCACUUUUCCUCUUCUAAACUGAGUCUUAAUGGCAGUCAAAGUGAAACACCACCCAUAAGCUGCUAGUCUUCCUGCUCAUGAACUUAUUUGUUAUAAUAAUCGGGCAAAUGCCGUGAAAUUAAUGUGUUAAGAGGCGAACAAGUGCAACCUGGUAACAAACCCCCUGCUAAAGUGUAAUACAACAAAGUGAAAAUGGCAUUAGUGCCUUGAAUACAACAGAGCCACAGUUAAAAAUAAAUAUACAAGCUGAUUUUAGCAGUGCAGAUGUGGCCAGAGCAUCUGGAGCUUUUUUGACAUUUUUAGCUUAAUAUGAGGAACAUACACCUCAGCAGAUGUCAUGUGCUACGACACAUCAGCGUGCUGUGCAGAUAAUCACACUGUUCGAUACCGCAGAUUAAUCGAAUUGAAAACUUUAUUGAAACAUUAAUGGGUAGUAUUCUUCUGCUGAAUCUACUACAUGAUCAAAAUGGCCUUUUCACCAUUGUGAUCUCACAUGUGACUGUAUUGCUGCUCUAUGUUGCCAGUCUGAGUCAAAAGAAGAAGAAGUGUGAAAUUACCUUUGUUUUUUUUGUCUAGUUUUUUUUUUUUUUAAAUAUCCUUUCUUGAAUUUAUUCUCUCUCAGUAUGACUCUGUUUGGUCGAGAACUACAUCCCUCUGUCUUUUCACACCAUCCACACAGACACAACACAUCUUUUCCACUGAUGACCUGUACAAGUGAAAUGUUUACAAAGUAAUAUCGAUAAACUGAACAAACUGAUGAACAGAAAUCAG